GAUGAAGAUGAGACGCUACAAGCUCUUUCUCAUGUUCUGUAUGGCCGGCCUCUGCCUCAUCUCCUUCCUACACUUCUUUAAGACCCUGUCCUAUGUCACCUUCCCCAGGGAACUGGCCUCCCUCAGCCCUAACCUCGUGUCAAGCUUCUUCUGGAACAAUGCCCCAGUCACACCCCAGGCCAGCCCCGAGCCGGGUGGCCCCGACCUGCUCCGAACCCCUCUUUACUCUCACUCGCCCCUGCUCCAGCCGCUGUCCCCCAGCAGGGCCACCGAGGAGCUCCACCGGGUGGACUUCGUGCUGCCCGAGGACACCACCGAGUACUUCGUGCGCACCAAAGCGGGGGGGAUCUGCUUCAAACCAGGGCGCAAAUGGGUGGAGUGCGUGUGCCUGCCGGGCUGGCACGGGCCCAGCUGCGGGGUGCCCACUGUGGUGCAGUACUCCAACCUGCCCACCAAGGAGCGCCUGGUGCCCAGGGAGGUGCCGCGGCGGGUCAUCAACGCCAUCAACAUCAACCACGAGUUCGACCUGCUCGACGUGCGCUUCCACGAGCUGGGCGACGUGGUGGACGCCUUCGUGGUGUGCGAGUCCAACUUCACGGCCUACGGGGAGCCGCGGCCGCUCAAGUUCCGCGAGAUGCUCACCAACGGCACCUUCGAGUACAUCCGCCACAAGGUGCUCUACGUCUUCCUGGACCACUUCCCACCCGGCGGCCGGCAGGACGGCUGGAUCGCGGACGACUACCUGCGCACCUUCCUGACCCAGGACGGCGUCUCCCGGCUGCGCAACCUGCGGCCCGACGACGUCUUCAUCAUCGAUGACGCCGACGAGAUCCCCGCGCGCGAUGGCGUGCUCUUCCUCAAGCUCUACGACGGCUGGACCGAGCCCUUUGCCUUCCACAUGCGCAAGUCGCUCUACGGCUUCUUCUGGAAGCAGCCGGGCACCCUGGAGGUGGUGUCGGGCUGCACGGUGGACAUGCUGCAGGCCGUGUACGGGCUGGAUGGCAUCCGCCUGCGCCGUCGCCAGUACUACACCAUGCCCAACUUCCGCCAGUACGAAAACCGCACGGGCCACAUCCUGGUGCAGUGGUCGCUGGGCAGCCCCCUGCACUUCGCCGGCUGGCACUGCUCCUGGUGCUUCACGCCCGAGGGCAUCUACUUCAAGCUGGUGUCCGCCCAGAACGGCGACUUUCCCCGCUGGGGUGACUACGAGGACAAGCGGGACCUCAAUUACAUCCGGAGCUUGAUCCGCACCGGCGGCUGGUUUGAUGGCACGCAGCAGGAGUACCCACCUGCGGACCCCAGUGAGCACAUGUACGCCCCCAAGUACCUGCUCAAGAACUACGACCAGUUCCGCUACCUGCUGGACAACCCCUACCAGGAGCCCAAGAGCACUGUGGCCGGCGGGCGAAGGAACAAGGGCCCUGAGGGCCGGCCGUCUGCAGCCAGGGACAAACUGGACACGGUGGAAGGCUGAGGCUGUGGGAUCUCUAGGGCCUCUGGCCCGGUGGGAUGGUGGCUACCCCUGGCAUUACUUUCAGCCUCUUCCCGCCGACUUGGGGAUCUUGAGAGACCAGGCCUGGGUGGGUGAGCUCUGGUGGGCUCUUCCCUACUCCAGCCCUUUGGAAUCAAGGGUUAGGUUUUUUAGCAAAACAAAACAAACACCUCCCUUGCUGCCAGGAGAAGGGAGCAAACCCAGACAUCUAUGCAGCCCUUUUGCUACCCAGAGUGCUGUGGCCAGGAGGGUCCCUGGAGAGGCAUGACGGGUCCUGGGAGCCGGGAGGGGUGAGGGGGGAGGAAAGGGAGCCUGUGAGAGCCCUGUGGGGCUGCACCUGGUGGAGGGAAGCCUAUUUUGGCAUCUUGGGGCUUUGGACCUGCACUGGGGCAGGGGGCAUGCCAGCUGGUCCCGGUCUGCAAAUAGAUGCAUUUGGGGAGGGAGCAAGGGGGUCAGCUGGCAGGGAAGGGGUGCUGAUGGGCACUGCGUGGUGUCCUCAGUGGUGCUGGCUCAGAGGGGAAGGAGGAGAGGCCUGGUCCACUGCCUCACAGGAUGUUACCCAGCUGGGAGGGCGGUGCCCGAGACUGUCAGGCUUCUGUCCCUGUAAGCUGACAAAGGCAUGGGGCAACCCUGGGAUUCCUCCUUCCCAUUUCAAACCUAGCCUUGACAAUUCCAUCUUACUUUACAUUGCUGUUGUGUGGGCUGCCUGCCCAGCUGCUUGCAGGGGUCAGUUCUCAGGGCAGGGUGGGCGCUGGAGACUGUAUGGUCAGCCAGUGUGGCAGGUGUGGCCUGGGGCAUGGGGAAGCAAUGACGGGCUUGAGACCCUUCAUCAUUCUGCCUCUCCCUCCCUGUCGCGCCCUCUGGCCAGCACCCACUGCUCCAGGCUCACCAUUACCCCAGGAGGAAUCGCUUAGGCUGCUCCUUGGGGCUGGCUAGGGGCCAGGAAGGAAGCUUUCCUGGGCCCAAGAAGGGACAUUAAGACCGGUUAUAUGUCAACCCGUUCCUCUUAGUUUGCCUUGUGGGAGGUGAGGAAUGUAAUUUGUUGGAGUAGAUUCUAAGCUGCUGUAAGUAAGAGACUGUGAAAUACAGGGUUUGUGUAAGACAGAAGCUUGUUCUAAUUAAAUUGUCUAGAGGGAAGUGGUACAGAACUAGAAGGGCAGCUCUACUUUCCUUCAUUCACUCCUUCCAAUUCUGGAUACAGAGUGGCUGCUCCAGCUCCCACUAUCACUUAUACAUCCCAAACCAGAGAAAGGCAGGAAAGUGCACACCCUUUCUUGUUAUGGCCAUGAGCCAGAAAUGGCACUAUUACUUCUGAUGGCUUCUUGUUGGCCAGAACUUAGUAACAUGGUCACAUAAAUAUAGCUGCAAGGGAAACUGGGAAACUGCCUUGUGCCAGACCUCAACUUGGGAGAUCUGUCAGUUAAGAGGAGGGUGGAUGAGGGAAAUAAGCAGACUUCUGGGGGAGGGGUAGAAGUGACUGCUAUAGUCGUAUGAGCCUGCUCUUGCUCCUCUCCCUGCCCACGCCAGGUGCUGUGGCAGC
Fukomys damarensis (Damara mole-rat) is the source of this 3032-nucleotide messenger RNA. RefSeq names its product beta-1,4-mannosyl-glycoprotein 4-beta-N-acetylglucosaminyltransferase (gene Mgat3). The transcript is spliced from 2 exons. Lineage: Eukaryota; Metazoa; Chordata; Mammalia; Rodentia; Bathyergidae. The record is from RefSeq and is a predicted model, not a curated record. Gene Ontology annotation, cellular component: membrane. Bases 2 to 1474 code for a protein of 490 amino acids. Gene Ontology annotation, molecular function: beta-1,4-mannosylglycoprotein 4-beta-N-acetylglucosaminyltransferase activity. Gene Ontology annotation, biological process: protein N-linked glycosylation; N-acetylglucosamine metabolic process.